AUGGGAGGCCCCUUUGAAUUGCAACUUGCAAAACGAGCCUGUGAAUCUGUGAUUGAAGACGUGAAGCAGGCAAGCAGCGGUGCGGUGCCGGUGAAGUGGGUUUCGACUUCUUCUUCUUCAGUCUUCUCUUGUUCUUCAUCCUCAUCCAGAUCGGCAGAUCCAGUGGCGCUGUCGCCGCUGUGGCCUGUGGCGGACGGCGAGGAGAGGCGCGACCGACGCCGACAGCCAACUACCGACUGCGACUGCGAGGAGCCGAGGAGAGGCUGCGACUGCGAGCUUGUUCUUCUUCUUCUGUGUCACUGUGUGUGCUCUCCACUCUCCAGUCUCCGCUCUCGAGCUCUCCCCUCUUUUCUAGAUCAUUACGUAGGACAAUGUGGGAGUGAUGCUUUCGUGAYAGAUGGUUUUAAUAGUUGGAAUAAAACGGAAAGACUUGGUCUUCAUGUCGGCGACAUCAAUAGUUUUCACAAUAGAGCACUUAAGAAAAGUGAGGAUCUAAUGAGCCAAGAUCGAUCUAUUGCUAAUGCAUUGCCCUUUCGUGGUCACGAUGAAUCUGAACUGUCUAUCUCUAAAGGCAUGUUCUUGGAAACAUUAGUCUUAAUUGGUGAUUGCAAUGAGGAUGUAGGUAAAGUUAUAUUAAAAAAUGCUCCAAAGAAUAAUCAAAUGGUGUCUCCAAGUAUUCAAAAAGAUAUUGCUACUUGUUUUGCAAAUCAAAUACUCAAAUCCAUUUGUGAAGAAAUUGGUGAUGAUGUGUUCUCAUUGCUAGUUGAUGAGUCUAGUGACGUUUCUAAGAAGGAACAAAUGGCGGUGGUUUUACGAUAUGUUGAUGMRYRUGGUAUUGUUAAAGAGAGAUUUUUUGGUAUUGUUCAUGUGACGGGGACAUCUUCUUCAAUUCUUAAAUCUGCCAUUGAUAGUUUAUUUGCCGAACAUGGAUUGAGUUUGAAACAAGUAAGAGGGCAAGGUUACGACGGAGCAAGCAAUAUGAGGGGUGAGUUCAAUGGAUUAAAGGCCUUGAUCUUGAAUGAAAAUAGCUCGGCAUAUUAUAUCCAUUGUUUUGCUCACCAACUUCAAUUAGUUGUUGUGGCGGUUGCCAGUAAACAUGACGGAGUUGAGAACUUUUUUAAUAUGUUAGGAAUGGUGAUCAAUGUGGUGAAUGCUUCUUGCAAGCGUAAAGACAUGCUUCGACAAAGUUACAAAGAUAGAGUACAAGAAGCAAUUGGUAAGUGUGAAAUUGAUACUGGAACAGGGAAAUGCCAAGARCUUUCUCUUAUACGAGCCGGAGAUACACGGUGGGGUUCUCAUUACAAAACCAUUUUGAACUUGAUUGCUUUGUUUCCGAAUGUUGUUGAAGUGCUCCGGUAUGUUGAAGAGGAYGGGGACAAUGGUUUUAGUCGCACUCAAGCAACUGGUAUUUUAGCAUAUUUGAAGACAUUUGAUUUUGUGAUUUAUUUGCAUUUGAUGUUUCAUAUUUUAGAGGUCACAGACUUGUUGUCACGGGCUCUUCAAAAAAGGGAU
Cynara cardunculus var. scolymus (artichoke) is the source of this 1512-nucleotide messenger RNA. RefSeq names its product zinc finger MYM-type protein 1-like. The record is from RefSeq and is a predicted model, not a curated record. The annotation marks the transcript as partial. NCBI's taxonomy places the organism in Eukaryota, Viridiplantae, Streptophyta, Magnoliopsida, Asterales, Asteraceae. The transcript has 4 exons.